GCCGCAACAGCAGAAGCACGCUCGGCUGCAAAAGAGAAAAAGUCGCAGCAGGAUGAUCUAGAGUCGCUUCAAAUCACUUUUUACGAGAUCGAGUCAUGGAUCGAAAAGACCACGCCUGUGCUUUCGCGCAUGACCAAAGAACUCGAUAAGGCUUCCCGCCAAUUUGAGAAACGACGAGGAGCAACAACGACGACAUCAUCGAACGAUCCAGUCGAGGAUCGGUCGAUGCAGUGGAGCCUUUCGUUUCAACCCGGCAACUCAUUGCGACUCGAGACGAACAUUACAUCCAUUGAACAGCUCGUUGAAGCGGUGCGUAAGAUACGAGUGCUCGCCAAAGAGCCACGAUCGGCAUCAUCGUCAUCAUCCAGCAGCAGCGAAGGCGAUGAUCGAGACGACGACGACAGCGACGAGCUUGCAUCAGCAUCAUCGUCAUCCAGCAGUGUCUCAGUCUGGGUGGAUCCACUGGAGACGGACCCAUCCACCGAAUACUGGCACAUUGCGAUUGGCCGACGUCCACAGACAUGUCUGGAAAACUACAAGCACUGCGAAAUGAACCUGAGCCGACUGACCGAAGAUGUAUCUCCCUCGGUGCUCAACUACAUUGGCCAGGUGUUUUGGGACUGCCUGCACCCCAAGUUCACAUGCGACUGGUAUUCGUUUUGGGACAGAUCAGGCGAUCCGAAAAGGAACCAAGUGUGCAUCGAUUCUGGAUUGGCCGUUGUGUUUUUGCACGUUAUCCGUCACGAUAAUAAUGCAUGCAACAAUGCUCUGGAUAUAGCGUACUAUUACUAUGAUCGAGCGCGCGAAUCGCUCAUGGAAUUCUUUGACUCGCCCGAUUGUGCCACGCUUGAAACCUUGAUGAACUUGACACUCUUUUGUAUGGUCUGCAAACGGCAUUCGCAAGCUCGGAUCUACAUUAGUCUGGCAUUCCGCAUGAUGUUGGAAAUGGGCAUGCACCAGCGCAGCAAGUUGCCGACCGAUCGCAUUUUACGCAAACAGUACCUGAAACUGUACAUGGUGCUCUAUUACAACGAUGUCACGACUUCCAUUUACUCGGGGAGUCCGGAUCUCAUCAUGGACAGCGAUUGCGACAUUGACUUUUACGAAAUUCUUCAGCUCAACAAGAUAUUGCAUCGAAACGGCGAGGCGGGCUGUAACGAAAACAUGGUCGUCAAGGAAACCUAUUUUGUCCAUGUGUUGGAACUGGCACGGAUCGGUAAAAGAACGCGUCUCAUGGUGCGUGACUAUGAACAGCAGAACCAUCAUCAUCAUCAUUCAAAACUGAAUCAGAACGGCGAGUUACCGCUACGUUGGGCAAAGAAGAUCCAGGCUAUUGAGAUUGCGCUGGCGCAAUGGUUUGAUUGUCUUCCAGAUUAUUAUCAUCGACACCCUAUGCCACCAGAAAGGCUACAAGCACAAUCCGGAUUGCUAUUGAUGCUACAGUACCAAACCCAAUGGAUUUUGCUGCACAAGACAUUCUUGUCGAAUAGCCGAGCCGUUUCUCCGUUCACACCGCCACUCGACUCACCCACGAGCCCCUCGUCACCAUCCACGGCCUCGCAACCAUGUUUGCCACAGCAGCGCACAGACCGGUCCCGGGCCAUCUGCACCGACGCUGCGAACCGCAUUGUGGUGCUGGCCGAACUGAUCUCGGAACGCUAUGGUUGGUGUGUCUGUCAACAAUUCAUCAACUGCAUCUACCAAGCAUCGACCAUCUAUUGCCGCAACGCAUUGAUCAAGGACGAAGAAUGUCGACACCAUGCCAAAUCCAUGAUUCACCGUAUCAUACGUGUACUUGGAUCGAAUAGUCACAAUUACCAAGGUCUACCGAAUGAUCUUACUGCUUGUUUGCAUGAGUUUUUGGCUGGGCAUGACAUGCAGUCCUCUUCUUCUUCUUCUUCUUCUGAACAAGUA
Molecule: messenger RNA, 1914 nt
Organism: Zychaea mexicana
Lineage: Eukaryota; Fungi; Mucoromycota; Mucoromycetes; Mucorales; Lichtheimiaceae
Exons: 5
Biological process (GO): DNA-templated transcription
Molecular function (GO): DNA binding; zinc ion binding
Source: RefSeq, a predicted model, not a curated record